Messenger RNA from Carassius gibelio (silver crucian carp), 3661 nucleotides. RefSeq names its product sodium/potassium/calcium exchanger 3-like. Gene Ontology annotation, molecular function: calcium, potassium:sodium antiporter activity; calcium channel activity. The transcript has 18 exons. The record is from RefSeq and is a predicted model, not a curated record. Lineage: Eukaryota; Metazoa; Chordata; Actinopteri; Cypriniformes; Cyprinidae. Bases 188 to 2113 code for a protein of 641 amino acids. Gene Ontology annotation, cellular component: membrane. Gene Ontology annotation, biological process: calcium ion transmembrane transport; intracellular calcium ion homeostasis.
GCAGUUGUGAGUCUGGGAAACACCCUCAGUGACGGAGUCCAGCGCCUGGUGGAGGGAGGAGAGAGCGCGAGAAAGAGGGACACGGAUGGAGAUGAGCGAUAGGAUGCUGAGGCGAUAGACGUAUGGCUGAAAUUAAGCAAGCUAGUCCGCCGUAUGUUGAAAAGAAAGGCCAAAAUAGGUGGUGUGAAUGAAAGAAGAGGGCUUCUCUCUUGGAUGGACAUGUUUUGAGAGGUGUGGUGGAGGGAUGAAGGCGGUGUUGGCAUCCAGACGGCAGCGGCUCUUCUAUCGGCUCUUCAUAUGUGCAGUCGGGCUCAUCGCCGUCACCUGCUUCACACAAAUUCUUCAUGUAACAGCCCAUUCCAAAGAGGAUUCGGACCUGACUUGGGCCCGGCGUAAACUAACCCAGCAGAUCGUAGAGGAGAACCAGACAUCCAGUAUACCCAGAGCUGCUAUCCAUGAAUUUCCAGAGGACAUCUUCACUAAGGCACAGAGGAGGCAUGGGGCAGUUCUACUGCAUGUGUUUUGUGCAGUUUACAUGUUCUACGCCCUUGCUAUCGUCUGCGAUGUCUACUUUGUCCCCUCUCUGGAAAAGAUCUGUGGGAAUCUGCACCUCAGUGAGGAUGUUGCAGGGGCCACUUUCAUGGCAGCAGGCAGCUCCGCCCCCGAGCUUUUCACAUCCUUGAUUGGCGUGUUCAUCACCAAGGGAGACCUGGGGGUGGGAACUAUCGUGGGAUCAGCUGUCUUCAACAUCCUGGUCAUCAUCGGAGUUUGUGGAAUAUUUUCUGGACAGACCAUCAUUCUGACCUGGUGGCCGCUCUUCCGUGACUCUGUCUACUACACCCUCUCAGUGUUAGCCUUGAUUCUGAUCAUAUAUGAUGAAAAAGUAAUUUGGUGGGAAACUAUAAUCCUCAUAUCAAUGUAUGGAGUUUACAUCCUUAUCAUGAAGUUUAACAGUCAGAUUUGGGGCUGGGUGGAGCAGAGGUUUGGUAUUCCAGGUCAGCAGUGUUUGGUGAGCAGUCUGCGCAGAGAUGUGUCGGUAGGAGAGGCGAGCUCACACUGUGACACCUCCAUGAUCCUUUUGAAGAAAGGUCAGAAUGCGGGUGGCCAGGACUCCCCGGUGGUGAUGGUGGAUGAGAUGAUGAGUCUACACCCUCACCAGUUCUCUUUCUCAGAGGCAAGCCUCCGUGUCAUGAUCACGCCCCACUUCUCCCCCCGCACUCGCCUCAGCAUGGCCGGACGCAUGCUCAUCACUGAGAGGCAGAGACUGAUUAGAAACAGGAGCCCUGGAGACAGCAGUGGCAGCGGAGCAGGGGACACUCCUGGCCAAGAUGGGCCAGGCAUGGAGGGGGUUCCUUGGGGUCUGGAGAAUGGAGGGGCCCUUGAGAGUGAAACGCAACCCCUGGAGGAACCUAGGCAGCGGGGCCAAGGAGGGGAUUUAGAGCGAGUAGCAGACAUAGGAGACACACAGCCUAAAGAUGAUGAGGAAGAGGAGGAGGAAGAGGCAGAUGAGGAACAACCCUUCCGACCUCUUACUGUGCCAGAGGGGCGCUGGGAACAGGUCAGGUGGGUGUUGUCAUGGCCCUUAGGCUGUCUUCUGUACUACACUGUCCCAAACUGUGUUUUGCCUCGCUGGGAGCGCUGGUUCAUGGUUACCUUUGUGGCCUCAACACUCUGGAUUGCCGUGUUCUCCUACCUCAUGGUGUGGAUGGUCACCAUUAUCAGCUUUACACUGGACAUUCCAGAUGUUGUCAUGGGAAUUACGUUUCUAGCAGCAGGCACCAGUGUCCCAGACUGCAUGGCUAGUCUCAUAGUUGCCCGUCAAGGUAUGGGAGACAUGGCGGUGUCCAACUCGAUUGGCAGUAACAUCUUCGACAUUCUGCUGGGUCUUGGUUUCCCCUGGGCUUUGCGCACUUUAGUGGUUGAUUAUGGGUCAACGGUCUUCAUUAACAGUAAGGGGCUGGUGUACUCAGUGAUUCUUCUCCUUGCUUCCGUUUUUCUCACUGUACUGAGCGUGCACCUGAACCACUGGAGGCUGGACCGGAGGUUAGGCCUGGGGCUUAUGUUCCUGUAUGCCAUCUUCCUGCUCUGCUCCAUCUGCUUUGAGAAACUUUAGAUCCUGCUUUCUAUGUUUUGCUGAGCUGUAGUAUAGAUCUAGACCUAGAUAACCAUAUUUUACCCCCAGUCACUACCUUAUUAGUAUCGGUUAUUUCAGCCAUGGUUUGAAGCCAGAGUAGUGAACAUUUUACAUUACAUUUUAAAAUGUGACUCUGCUUCAGUCAGUUCUACACACGUCUUAAAGCCAAUCAUCUGCUAGACAGUGCCGCCAAACUCAAGGACACUGUACUUCAUAAUGUACCUCUGAAACAUUUCUACUUAGCAUAAAGAGCUUCUUUAAGAGAACAAAAAUCUGAUUCAAUUUCAAGGUGUGAUGAAUUUAUACAAGCGGUAUUAAAUGUUUACAGCACACUGGACACUUCCUCUAGCCUCGCCUUUUGCAUAUUCCUAUUCUGAAAUCUUAUAGUCACAAUCAAGCAUGAUACGAAGAAAAGUAUCGCAAAAGUGUUACUACUAAAAAAAGUCCUAUUAACUCUUGUAAUCGAGUUCACUCCAUUUAUUGCAUUCCUUUGCCUUAUUUAUUUUUGACUUUAGGUCGGUAAAAAGUUGUGCUUUUUUAGGAUUCCCAAACGUUCCUGUUUCAGUAUAUUUAAGAGCAGUUUGUUCAUUUAUGUGCUGUUCCUUGAAAAAGAAAGUAUUCUGUUUUUUUUGUUUUUUUUUGGAAAGCGUUUCUUGUAGUAUUUCCGAUUAACCAAAAACAUCCUUUGGUAAGUGUUUCCAUACCAAACAUGCAUAGUUUUAUAUAAAGUCCCGCUUUAGAGGUGUCUGCUGCACAUUUUGAUAUGUUGUAACGAAAUGAUUUUUGUGCCCUGCUGCAACUUUAUGAAUAUGAACAUAAGAAAGUAACAAUCAAUUAACAAUGUGUAACCAUUAUUCACAAAUAACCGCUUUAUACACAGGCCUUUACCAUGUUAGAAGCACAGUGUUUGGAAUCUCAAUAUAGUUAUAACUGGUAUUUGUUUUCCAACGAUCAUAUAUUGCAUACUGUCUACAGGACAGAUAAUGAAUUAUAAUUAACAUAAUUUAAAUUCAGAAUCAAAGGAUUUGGUACAGCAGUGUUUUAAUUGUUGUCAAGUAAUCUUUAAAGUUAUUUUUGGCAUAUUAUCCUGAUUUAAUAUGCUUAUGUUUUAGUUCUGUUGUGUAUUAAUUUUUUUUAAAGACAUUUAAGAAAUUUUGUUGCUUGUGGUUUGCAGUUCUCUUAGUAAUAAUGAGCAAAAUUUAAUUUGUCUAGAAUAUUUUCAACUUACCACUCACAAUAAGUUAAUUCAGUUAAUGGGAGUAAUGAAUUGUAAACGACAAGUUAUAGCCAGAGUAAACAUCUUAUUAUGAUCCAGUUCAACAUCUUCCCUGUUUGUUUUCAUUUUAGAAGUCAUAAUCAAUAUCUCACCAUUUGUUCUAUCUAUAUUCUUAAAGAUAUUUGUAUGUUGUUGAGUGCAAUAAAACAAGGUCUGUGCAAUACCCCAAAACAUCACUGUAAGAAGUCAUGUGCAUUCUUCCCCUUGAACUUCUGGAAGUGUCACAAAUAAAGUUUCAUUUUGUGAACACA